AGCACUGCAAAUGAUGAAAACUGUCAUCUAUUUCUUCAUUUCCAGUUUGAAAAUCAUGAAAAAUGGGAACACCACCUCUGAUUUCAUUCUCCUAGGACUCUUUAACCACACAGAAGCCCAUCUAUUUCUCUUUGCAAUGGUUCUCACAAUUGCCUUCGCCUCCCUAGUGGGAAAUGCCCUCAUGAUUCUCCUGAUUCACCAAGAUGCCCAGCUCCACACACCCAUGUACUUCCUACUGAGCCAACUCUCCCUCAUGGACAUGAUGCUGGUCUCUACCAUUGUGCCCAAAAUGGCUACUAACUACUUGACUGGAAAGAUGUCCAUCUCCCCUGCUGAAUGCGGGUUGCAGAUAUUCUUCCUUCUAACUUUAGGAGGGGGUGAGUGUUUCCUCUUAGCAGCCAUGUCCUAUGACCGGUAUGUGGAUGUUUGUCACCCACUGCGAUACCCAGCCCUCAUGAGCUGGCAAUUAUGCCUGAAAAUGACUGUGGGGUCUUGGGUCCUGGGGGCAGCGGAUGGGCUCAUGCAGGCUGCUGCUACCCUGAGUUUUCCAUUUUGCGAUGCACAUGAGAUCAAUCAUUUCUUCUGUGAGGCCCCUACUCUGGUGGGUUUAGCUUGUGCCGACGCGUUUGUCUUUGAGUAUGCGAUGUACGUAUGUUGUGUGUUAAUGCUCCUGGUCCCAUUUUCUCUCAUUCUGAUUUCCUAUAGUCUCAUCCUUGCUGCAGUUCUCCAGAUGCAUUCUAGAGAAACCCCCAAAAAGCCUUUUGCCACCUGCUCCUCACAUCUUUCUGUGGUGGGACUCUUUUAUGGAGCUGCAAUUUUUACCUAUAUGCAACCCAAAUCCUACAGGUCAGCUCACCAUGAUAAAGUAGUGUCAGUGUUCUAUACUAUCUUCACCCCUGUACUCAAUCCCCUCAUCUAUAGUCUGAGAAACAGUGAAGUCAAGGGUGCCUUGAGAAAGUGUAUGGGUCAGUGUUCUGCCUUAAGUCAGGGUUAAGAUUACAUAGAUUUGCUCUAAAUUUAAAGUCUGUAUGAAGUGACUGUGUAGGAUUUUCUAGAGAAAAGGUAUAUAUGUAUAAUAUCUAUAUCCAUUACUAGUUUACUUUGAAAUUCUGACAGGCCUCCAUAGUUUGGAUCUUUUACUAUGCUCUCAUGAAUACAUCAAAUUGUGGAUUGUUAAAAGUCUGUUAAUCAAAAUCAUUAAAACGCUUUUACAUCACGCCACACAAUAAAUAUUUGUUCAAAGAAUGAGCCAAGUAGUCAAACAAUUUUCAACAUUAGUUGUUAAUUUGUUUUUAAUUGUGGUAUAACUUACAAACACUAGAAUGCUCACAUCUGAAGCUUGCUAUUCACCCAGUGUCAACAACUUGGAUUUAGCCCACUAGUAAAAGGCAAUUCUGACCAGAUCAGAAUUUUUUUUCAUGCACUUUUCCAGUAAAAUCACUCAACCCAGAUACAACAAUUAGUCACACUUGUAUCUCUGUCCUAUAAUUUGGUCUGUUCUAGAAUUUUGCUUCAAUGAAAACAUAA
Herpailurus yagouaroundi (jaguarundi) is the source of this 1527-nucleotide messenger RNA. Its product is annotated as olfactory receptor 2T8-like. The record is from RefSeq and is a predicted model, not a curated record. Gene Ontology annotation, cellular component: membrane. Bases 11 to 994 code for a protein of 327 amino acids. Lineage: Eukaryota; Metazoa; Chordata; Mammalia; Carnivora; Felidae. Gene Ontology annotation, biological process: G protein-coupled receptor signaling pathway. Gene Ontology annotation, molecular function: G protein-coupled receptor activity; olfactory receptor activity. The transcript has a single exon.